CUGCCGCAUCAACAACAGACUGCCUCCACCGGAAAUACCAAAAUACCACCAGCUCUGCACUUUCAAAAUCAAAUCACCAACACAGCACAACCAUCUUCCUCUUCUAUCUUUUACGACACAACCGCAUGCCCCCAGGCUAUCUGCGCCAUGGCAUCCUCACAGUACUGCAGAACUGGUCCUGUGCUCCUUACUCUCACCCCGCUCAACACUGCCUCUACCAAUGUCCAGGAAGACUUCCGCAACAGGCGCUUCUGCAAAAGACCCGAUCGACAUGCACCUUCGAAUGAGAUUUACAUCACCUUCAACCCUCAUCGCGGUGAAGGCAUCUAUCCGUCCACAAUCGGCCGGACAGGGCACAUCAUGCUACGUAAAGCAUUCCCCGCGAACAUCCAGUGCGCUUUUGAAAUCCAUAAAGACACUGGAGAGGUUAUGCUUGUGGAUAAGUCACCUAACCAGACUUGCUAUGUGCGCUACACCACCAAAGUGUCCCGUGAGAUCCUGGAUUUCAGAGAUUUUGGAGCCAUGGGCCAAUCGACAUGCAGACUUGGGCAGCGCAAUGGCAUCGAUGCACUCACUGGCCAUCUUGUGGUCAUCAAGACGGUCAUUGACGCAGAACCGGGUCGCUAUCGCUUGGAAGGAGAGUCGAGAAAGGAACUCACCACUGAAUUGAACCAUCCUUACAUGAUGGGGUUCUUCCAAGUCGAAAUCAUGGGAGACUACUUCUAUCUUGUCAUGGAGUUGCAGGAUGGCAAUGUCUAUGAACUCACACACAUAGAGGGGUUCGUGGAUGCCCGAGGCUUGUUCCAGCUUGGGGAAAACGUCGGCCGACCUCUAAUACAUCAGAUGUUACAAGCCUUGGACUAUCUUUCGUUGAACGAAAUAAUCCACCGGGAUGUUGAGCCAAAAAACAUUCUAUAUCGCCGCAUCGACAAACACACCUACCACUACCGUCUCGCUGGCUUUAUUUAUGACAAGCAAGGCCGCGUUCAGCCAGAUUGGAUUUCUGUUCUCGAGGCUAUGGCGGCUAAUGACCCCAAGGACCGUGUUUCAGCGGGCGAUGUGCUGGCGGAGAUGUUUCGAGGAAUGGGGCGAGUCACUAAUGCUGAGUGA
Molecule: messenger RNA, 1110 nt
Organism: Fusarium venenatum
Lineage: Eukaryota; Fungi; Ascomycota; Sordariomycetes; Hypocreales; Nectriaceae
Source: RefSeq, a predicted model, not a curated record